Molecule: messenger RNA, 309 nt
Organism: Dovyalis caffra
Lineage: Eukaryota; Viridiplantae; Streptophyta; Magnoliopsida; Malpighiales; Salicaceae
Source: the annotation of a GenBank genome assembly
AUGUCUGAGGAGUUAGAUAAGCCUACUCUUGAAGAGUACUGUACCCAAUUCAAAGAAACAACAGAAGAUGUGUCUAAGGAAGAGGAGGAGGAGGAGUUUGAAUACGAUGAGUUUACACAGCUUCAGGUUCGAUUUCUGCAAAGGCUUGGAAGCAAAAGAAAAGACCUUGUGCUGCAAGAAGAGAACGUUGCAGUCCAAAACGAUGAGAGUGUGACGAUCAAUUCUUGGAUCACUACUUCUCCAUCUGCAAAUCCAGAGGUCACUUCUCCAUCAUUUCUUCAUCACCGUCGAGGCAGUAGACGAGCAUAG